Messenger RNA from Penicillium longicatenatum, 792 nucleotides. Its product is annotated as pyridoxamine 5'-phosphate oxidase family protein. The record is from RefSeq and is a predicted model, not a curated record. The transcript has 2 exons. NCBI's taxonomy places the organism in Eukaryota, Fungi, Ascomycota, Eurotiomycetes, Eurotiales, Aspergillaceae. The coding region runs from base 1 to 792 and encodes 263 amino acids.
AUGGGACGGACCCUUACAUACCCAAAGCGGUCCUCAAACACAGUUAAUCGAUACAAUAAUCGAGCAACAUACGACCUGGGCGCGAUUCACUCUAUAAUCAACGAAUCACAAGUCCUCAAUGUCUCCUUCAAUCCAGGACCUGAAGAUCCAUUCCCAACAAUCCUCCCCAUGAUUGGCCAAAUGGGAUCCUACGAAUUCCCAUCCGCAGACAUAAACGAGCCAUUGGAAUGCUACCUGCACGGCUAUGUCAGCUCCCGAGUUAUGAACCUCGCACGCAGCACCGAGGGCGAGGGACUCCCCAUCUGCAUCGCAAGUAGCAAAGUAGAUGGGUUAGUCAUGUCUCUCACCCCCAACUCGCAUAGCUAUAACUAUCGCUCUGUGGUCUUGCAUGGAUACGCAAAUCUCGUCACGGAUGAGGAAGAAAAGCUUUGGGCAAUGAAGCUGAUCACUAACUCGGUGGUCGCUGAUCGAUGGGAUAACACGCGGGUUCCUCCCGACCGGGCGGAAAUGUCGUCCACUGUUAUUUUGAGGGUUAAUGUUGUUGAUGGGAGUGGGAAGAUAAGGAGCGGGCCGCCUUCUGAUGAGCGUAAGGAUACGGAUAGGAAUGAUGUUACUGGUCGUGUUUGGACGGGUGUUAUUCCCGUAUAUGAAACAUUUGGGGAACCGGUUCCUAGUGACGGGAAUCGAGUGUCUGAGGUCCCUGGGCAUAUUUCUGAAUUUAUUACGGCGAGGAAUGAGCAGAAUCGGGGUUCGGCUGAGAGGGCAGCACGGCCGCCGGUGGGAUCUGAUUGA